Ambispora gerdemannii is the source of this 834-nucleotide messenger RNA. Lineage: Eukaryota; Fungi; Glomeromycota; Glomeromycetes; Archaeosporales; Ambisporaceae. The record is from the annotation of a GenBank genome assembly.
AUGUCUGUUAGCCAUAUAAGCAUCUUAUUAUUGGGCUUUUUCACUGCGUCGGUUUUUCCAUGUACUCCCAAUAAUUUUGACGGGAAUUAUAUCGCAAUAAGAUUAGCUGGAGUGGUUAAUAAUUGGCGAGUGAAUAUAGCAGGUGGUCAAAUCGGUGAAAACGCGAAAAUUAUCACUUGGAACAGCGGCGCUCAACCAGCUCCAAACGAAAUUUUCAUGAUAAUACAGCCGACGCGUGGAGUUUUUGAGCUUCUCCCGUUUCUCAGUUUCUAUCGAGAGUAUGCCAUUGGGAUACCAAGUAGCAAUAUCAAUGACACUUUCACAUUGCAAAGGAGAACCAAUUCUAGUACGCAACAAUUCACUUUCGACUGUGAUACUUGUGACAUCCAAACAAAUUCUCAGAGCUGGACACAAUACCACACUUCAUGUAAUAUAAAGAAUAGCGGCUACGGUUUUUGUAUGACUGGUACCGACUAUAGUAAUGCUGUGAAUCAGACUUUUUGUACAGCUGCGAGCAAAUGGGAUCUUUGGGGAAGGAUAUCACCUGAUAUUGUCAAUAUUACUAACUCUAAGACCCCAUCGAAUAUUCAAAAUUCCACGUUCUCAUGGGUUUCCGGCACAUCGGCCCCAGCACCUAACAACGUAAAAGAGUCUCCUGGUGUUCAACUAUCAUCAGGUGCACUUGUAGGCAUAAUUGUGGGAUCUUGCGCGGUUACGGCGCUUAUUGUUCUUUUAGUAGGGUAUUGGUUUUUCCGCCACCGACAAAAAUCUAUCAAGAACGUUGAUAACGUUGAUGGCUUUGAUCACGCCAAUAUUCAAAUUCUCAAUCCAUAA